Molecule: messenger RNA, 4364 nt
Organism: Drosophila yakuba
Lineage: Eukaryota; Metazoa; Arthropoda; Insecta; Diptera; Drosophilidae
Gene: Cep164
Product: kinesin-related protein 4
Exons: 3
Coding region: 448-4257 (1269 amino acids)
Molecular function (GO): protein binding
Source: RefSeq, a predicted model, not a curated record
CGAACGCUUUCGUGGUGGAAAGGACAGGGACCUGGGACCUGGGAUUUGGGAUUUGGGAGUCGUCGGGCUGCGCGGACACGCAAACUCGCUGCCAUAUCCUGUUGCCAACCAGAUAAUUGGCCAGCAACCCGCGUUCGGAGCAUGCUCCGCUCCGACAUGGACACACGCACAUACUACGAGUAUUGGGUAUAGCGAUGACUCAGUAGGUAUUUGUAUUUUCAUUUUUAGGUCAAACUGCAUCCGAUUAUUGUGGCAUUUGCUCCGCUGUCGGCAGGACUCGCUAACGAUUGGUAUGGAGAACUAUGAUUGUCAAAUCCGAAAAAUAUAACAAUAUAUGCAAAUAUAUUGAGCGACACUUCGAGUACGGAUAACUCCGUCGGAGCAUCGAAAAACGCCAGCUCCGUUCGAGUUUCUUCGGUUAGUGAAAUCCCAGUUAAAGUUCCCAUCAUGACGAGCACCAGCAUGUGCAAGAGGAUCUCCUCUGGCACGGGCACGGCAUCCGCUGAGCUAAUCAAAUCGCUACCAACCACACCAUCAUCAUCCCAGGGCUCGUCCGUCAUCUGCGAGGAGGUAUUCGACGAGGCGUGUUUCCCCUCAUCAGAGGAAAUCAAUGAGUAUGCCUCCCUGAUUGGAAUCGAGCUUCAGAAGGAACCACAUUUGCUUUAUCUCGCCAAGGAAGGAUUGAUGGCCGCACUGCCAUCGGAUUGGAAGAUAUGCUACUCGGAGGAGAAGAAUGGCCACUACUACCACAAUACGCGAACCAAGGAGUCGCAGUGGGACCAUCCACUAGAUGCCAUAUAUCGCGAUUUGGUUAAUCAGGCGCGUCAGAAGCCUGUGGACACGGGAUCGGUGGGGGAUAAUGAUGAUCUGUCGCAGCUGGACUCCGGAAUACGUAGCAUGCAGGGUAUCGAUGAUAUUCCAUCGCCGGGACCAUUGCCCCUGAAUAAUUUGGCCCGGAAAUGGUCGGUGGCCAGCAAGGCCAGCGUAUUUAGUAGUGCCAAGAGUCGAUUUUUGGACUCUGGAACCAAGGAUAUGGGUCGAUUGUAUCAACUUGGUUUCGAGGUGACCAAGUCAAAGCCCCAAAUAGCAAAUAAACCCUCGACCACUAGUCAAAUGAAUGGAAAAGCCGAGAAGUCGGAGGAAAGCGAUGGAGGUGCUAAACUUUCUGGUACUACAGUAUCGAUGUUUCAAAAGGCACAUAGACAAUUCGAAAGCGAUGGAUAUACCUCGCCGUCCGGUGUGAAGGGUAUUUUGCGCGAUUCGAGCAUAACCGAUAUAAGUCGACGACUGGAUCGACUGGAGCCCACUGGGCUGGAUGUGGAGGAUAAGAAGAGUGUGCGCUUUAAUUUGGAUCAGGGACAGCGAGUGAAGAGCUCCACCGAGGAGACCCCAUCGAUGGCCAAGAUGACGCAAUCCUAUAAGCGAAAUGAGCACUCGCAAUCGGAGGAUGAUGAUGAGGAUGUGGUGGUUCAAACCGACGACGAUGAUGAUGAUGUUGAUGAUAACGAUGAUGAUGAUGUGAUUGAAGAUGAGGACAUAGAUGAAGCUGAUAAGGAAGAUGCACUUAAUCCUUGGCCCGAUCAUGAUGAGGGCAUAUACAAUAGCAAUCCCUUCUUAUCAGACUCGAAUAAGACUAUACCAAAGACUAUGCCGGAAGUAGUGAAAUUAUCAGGAUCUGGAGAUGCAGCUUCGAAUAACACUAAGGACAUUGAUGCACCAAAAUUAUUUUACGACGACACAGAUUCCGAUUCGAAGGGCAGUUCGGUGCGUAGCUUUAUUAUUAAUAAAUCAGAACAGGACUCCUCACUUUUGGCCGGCAAUAAUGCCUUCGAUUUGGAGGAAUUGGGACGAAAGCACAGCUACGAGCUGGAACAAUUGCAGCUCAAAUCGAUUCAAGUGCCUCCAUCGGAGAAGUCAAUAUGCAGGCCCAGCUUUACGGACAAGGAGGCCCAGCUGCAGAAUGACUUUGAGGCGAUUAGAAGAGAUCACGAGGCGAAACUGAAGAGAUUCCGCCACGAAUACGAACUCCGGCUGACAUCGCAUCAGCACAAAUUGGAGGAGGCCUUCGAGCUGCAAAUGGAGAACUAUCGGCUGCAAUUGGAGCGGCAGCUGCAGGGCAAACGCACCUCGAUGGCCACCGAGCACAAGAGCCGCAUGGAGACCCUGCAGGCCAAUCACGAGGAGAUCCUUCGCGAUCUCGAGCGUGAGCUGCAUGGCGAGGAGGAGCUGCUGCGGCGGGAGCACAGCUCCAGACUGUCCCAGAUGCGCGAGAAGUUUGCCCGCGAGCUGGACGCGGAGAAGCAGCGAGUGCGGGAGAAGGGCGAGGAGCGGCUGUACGAGAAGGUCAGGUGCGAGAAGCGUCUGCUGGAGGACAAGUACAGGUGCCUCAAGGAGAAGUACGUGCGCCUCAAGACGGACGUAAAGCUGUCGCUGGAGCGCAGGAAUCGCCGGCGAGAGGCGCAGAUGGCGCCGCAACAAAACCACACCAACAGCACCAAGUCCACCAACAGUGGCACCGAAAUGGAGCGCUCCAUGGAGCGGUACUACAAGCCCCAAUCCGGCAAUAGCGACAAUCGCUCGCUCAGCUACUCGGAUCAGGCAAUCGCCGGUGAGGCGAUUGUCAAACCAGGUCCAGUUCAGCACAAGAGUCAACUGACCAAGUCGUACAACAUACGGCAGCUGCAGCUGCAGGAUGAUAAUACCUCCAUUAGUCAAUCGGAUACGACUCUAUCGAAUACCUAUAAUAAUGGUCGCUAUGGCCCAUUCCUCAAAUCCGCCAGCGGGGUAAUCUCCGCCAGAACGGCCAGUGAUAAUGGCAACUCAUCGAGGGACGGACUAGUGGGCGCCGUGGCCACACAAUCGAAUCUGGAGAGGAACAACAAUAGUAACCAGAUCAAGGAGUCGAGCGGCAUCAGUAGGAUCGUCUUUUCGCGCACCAAAUCGGCAUCCACGUCGCGCCUGAACUCGGAUACCAGCUAUAAGGGCGAUCGACCCUGUACUCCGGUGGAGAAUCUGCGUCAUCAGCUACAGAAGCUCGAGGCGCUGGAGGAUCAGUUUCCGGAGAAUACCCUGGAUGCACCUUAUCAUCUGCGCUACCCAUUCACCGACAUCUCCAUCAAGCCGAAUGGUGUGGGCUCGGAGUUGGAGUUCUUCAAGCAUCGCAUCCAUCUGGAGCGGGAUUCGGUGCGUCGGGCCAAGGAAUCGCUAAGGACACAGCGCACAAAUUUCCGACUGCGUCAGCGGGAGAUCGGCCAGCAGCGGAAGAUAACCGCCCUAUCGCCGAAACACUCCAUCGAUCAGCUGAUCCAGGAGGAGAAGGAACUGACCGAGAUGGAGGUGAAUCUCCAUCGCACACGUUCCCUGCUGGGCGAGAAGAUAAUACGACUGCGUCAUCUGGAACAGAGCCUGCUGAGGAUCUACGAGAAGGAGAAAUCGAUCCUCGAUCUGGGCACCAUCGACGAUGCGGCCACACUUAGCGAUCUAUCGUCGCACUCCAGCUCCGGCUUCAGCAGCACCGAAUUGGCCAGUGGCGCCGAUUUCCACAAGAAGAAGGACUACUACCAGCAGGAGUCGAACGAGUGCAUUGAAAAUCUGGAGAUACUGAAUGCCGAGAUUCGCGAAAUUCUCGAUAUAUUCGGGCAAAAGCAAUACCAACAGCAGCAGCAGCAGCAGCAGCAGCAUGAUCAAGCCGCAUCGGGCAUCCCGAUCCUAUCGCCACGUGACCUCGGCUGGUCGCAGGUGCUGAAGCAUCAGCAUCAGCAUCAGCAUUCCGCAACCCAGAACUUCUCCCUUCUCCCAUCCGAUGGCAUCGAUGGCGAUGGAGCAGUGCAUAUUCCCCACUCGAUUCCCACGCUGGCCGAUCGCUUGGAGACCUAUCGCCAGCUGGCCGCCGGCCGGAUGCAGAGCUCCAUGGGCGCCGCCAUCCUCACGGCCAAUACCAUUGUGUCCCAGAGUCCGCGGGCCGUCAACUACACCACUUGUCUGGUGGAGCGAACCCGGGAUCUGCGCAACUGGCUGCGGCAGGCGAAGAACGAGCACGAUUUCCUCAUGCAGCACGGCAUUCCAUUGGGACAGACUGCGGUUGCCGGUGGAGGAGGAGUGGGAGUGGGAGUGGGAGUCGGAGUGGGAAUAGGAGUGGGAGUGGGAGGAGGAGGAGGAGGAGGUGAGACUAGUGCGUCUCUGACCAGCGGCAGUGCAUCCAUUAUCAAUACCACGACCACUGCGGGGAGCUCGGCGCGCGGCAAGAACGAUAUCUAGAUCAAGGAUGUAUGGGUUUAGUGCAUAUUUUAAUUACAAACAUAUUAAUAGUUACUAUUUGUGAUCUUAUGUUUGUCUGAGAAAUUCAUUAAAAAUAAGAAAAUACA